Molecule: messenger RNA, 3465 nt
Organism: Austrofundulus limnaeus
Lineage: Eukaryota; Metazoa; Chordata; Actinopteri; Cyprinodontiformes; Rivulidae
Product: phosphatidylinositol 4,5-bisphosphate 3-kinase catalytic subunit alpha isoform
Biological process (GO): cell migration; phosphatidylinositol 3-kinase/protein kinase B signal transduction; phosphatidylinositol-3-phosphate biosynthetic process
Cellular component (GO): phosphatidylinositol 3-kinase complex, class IA; phosphatidylinositol 3-kinase complex, class IB; plasma membrane
Molecular function (GO): 1-phosphatidylinositol-4-phosphate 3-kinase activity; 1-phosphatidylinositol-3-kinase activity
Source: RefSeq, a predicted model, not a curated record
GUUCUGUCGCUGCCGCUCAGACACACAGACAGACAGAAACGGGGACGGAGACAGACCCCCACCUGACGGACAGGGACGGAGACAGCUCCAGACGGACACACUGACAGGUGUCUCUCCUGCCGGCGUCUCGUCUCUUUGUGCGCAGCCGCGGCCGCUGAUGGAUCCAGCUGCUGUCACAGAAGACAAAGACCGAGGACAAACACGCUGACACGUUAUGAGAGGGGGCACGCGCCGUCGGACCGGAGGACAUGCGCUUAGGUAGCGCUGUGCUGAGGUGAGGCAGCCUGAGACUGGUGGUUACCAUGGCACCCAGGCCAUCAUCAGGGGAGUUAUGGGGACUUCAUCUGAUGCCCCCUAGGAUCCUGGUGGACUGCUGCCUCCCAAAUGGAAUGAUGGUGAGUCUGGAAUGCCUCAGAGAAACUCCCCUCAUCAGCAUCAAGCAGCAGCUCUUCACGGAGGCCAGGAAGUACCCGCUCUACCACCUGCUGCAGGAGGAGUCGUGCUACAUUUUUGUAGGCGUGACCCAGGAGGCAGAGAGGGAAGAGUUUUAUGAUGAGACACGGCGUCUGUGCGAUCUACGACUGUUUCACCCAAUCCUGAAGGUUAUCGAGCCGCUAGGAAACCGCGAAGAGAAGAUUCUGAACCGAGAGAUCGGCUUUGCCAUCGGGAUGCCGGUCUGUGAAUUUGAGAUGUUAAAGGACCCAGAGGUGCAGGACUUCCGUCGCUCCAUACUUGGUGUGUGCAGAGAGGCUGUGGAGGAGAGGGAGGGAGGCGGGGCCCACAGCCAGGCACUCUAUGUUUACCCCCCUAAUGUGGAGUCUAGCCCCCAUCUUCCACAGCACAUCUACAGCAAGCUUGACAAAGGUCGGUUGAUUGUAACCAUUUGGGUGAUUGUGUCUCCAUCUAACUCCAAGCAGAAGUACACACUGAAGGUGAGUCAUGACACUUUACCUGAGCAGCUGAUCGCCGAAUCCAUCAGAAAGAAGAGCCGAUCGAUGCACCUGUCCCCUCAGCAGCUCCGCCUCUGUGUGCAGGAAUACCAGGGCCAGUACAUCCUCAAGGUGUGUGGCUGUGAUGAGUACCUACUGGAGAAGUUUCCUCUCAGUCAGUAUAAGUACAUUCGCUCAUGUAUCAUUGUAGGACGUCUUCCUCACCUGAUGCUUGUGUCCAAAGACAGUCUCUACUCCCAGCUUCCUGCCUCUAGCUUUGUCGCACCUUCUUACAGUCGGAGGACGCCUCAGCCAUCUCCCUGUCCGGGUGGAGGUGACGGUUCUCCUCCUCGAUCCUUGUGGGCCUUUAACACKCUGUUGAGGGUCCGUCUGCUUUGUGCCACCUACGUCAACGUCAACAUCCGGGACAUCGACAAGAUCUAUGUGAGGACAGGUAUCUAUCAUGGAGGAGAGCCACUGUGUGAUAAUGUCAACACACAGAGAGUUCCCUGCUCCAAUCCCAGGUGGAACGAGUGGCUGACCUAUGACAUCUACCUGGCAGAUCUUCCUCGCUCAGCUAGACUCUGUCUGUCGAUCUGCUCUGUGAAGGGAAGGAAAGGAGCCAAGGAGGAGCAUUGUCCUUUAGCUUGGGGAAAUGUCAACCUGUUUGACUACAAAGACAUCCUAGUUUCUGGAAAGGUAGCUCUGAGUCUUUGGCCAGUUCCCCAUGGCCUUGAAGACUUGCUGAAUCCUAUUGGAGUGGCUGGUUCAAAUCCCAACAAGGAGACUCCCUGUGUGGAGCUGGAGUUUUCCUGGUUCAACCAGACUGUUCUGUUUCCUGACGAGCAGCAGAUUGAAGAGCAUGCCAACUGGACCAUCAGCAGAGAACUAGGCUACAACUACUGCCAUGGACUGACAUUACUGUAUAAACAUGCCAGAGUCUCUUCCUAAGCUUCUUCUUUCAGUCAAAUGGAACUCCAGAGACGAGGUCUCACAGAUGUACUGUUUGUUGAGGGAGUGGCCCCUGAUGGAACCAGAGUUGGCCCUGGAGUUACUGGACUGUAAYUUUCCUGAUCCGAUGGUCAGAGAGUUCGCUCUGCGCUGCUUGGUGCAAAGCCUGACAGAUGACAAGCUGUCACAGUACCUGCUGCAGCUCGUACAGGUUUUAAAGUAUGAGAUGUACCUGGACAACCCUCUUGCUCGAUUCCUCAUUAAGAAAGCUCUGACCAACCAGAGGAUAGGACACUUCUUUUUCUGGCACCUGAAGUCAGAGAUGCACAAUAACACGGUUUGCAGGCGGUUUGGUUUACUGCUGGAAGCUUUCUGCAGAGCCUGUGGCAUGUACCUGAAACACCUGAACAGACAAGUGGAGGCUAUGGAUAAACUGGUGAACCUAACAGACACGCUGAAGCAAGAGAAGAAGGAUGAGACACAGAAAACUCAGAUGAAGUUCCUGGUUGAACACAUGUCACGUCCAGAUUACAUGGACUCGCUGCAGGGAUUUGUCUCUCCUCUGAACCCAGUUCACCAGCUAGGAAACCUCAGGUUGGAGGAGUGUAGGAUCAUGUCUUCGGCAAAGCGCCCGCUGUGGCUGAACUGGGAAAACCCAGAUAUCAUGUCAGAGCUGCUUUUCACCAACAACGAGAUCAUCUUCAAAAACGGAGACGACCUGCGUCAGGACAUGCUGACACUGCAGAUCAUAAGGAUCAUGGAGAACAUCUGGCAAAAUCAGGGACUGGACCUACGCAUGUUGCCAUACGGCUGCCUGUCGAUCGGUGACUGUGUGGGUCUGAUCGAGGUGGUGAAGAACAGCUUCACCAUCAUGCAAAUUCAGUGUAAAGGAGGCCUGAAGGGGGCGCUGCAGUUCAACUCCAACACUCUGCAUCACUGGAUCAAAGACAAGAACCGCGGAGAAGCGUAUGACCGAGCAAUUGACCUGUUCACCAGGUCGUGUGCAGGAUACUGUGUUGCCACAUUCAUACUGGGAAUUGGAGAUCGACACAACUCAAACAUCAUGGUGAAAGAGAAUGGACAGCUGUUCCACAUUGACUUUGGUCACUUCUUGGACCACAAGAAGAAGAAGUUCGGGUACAAGAGAGAGCGUGUUCCCUUUGUCCUGACUCAGGACUUCCUCAUUGUCAUCAGUAAAGGAGUUCAGGAAUCCACCAAGACUAAAGAGUUUGAGAGGUUCCAGGAGAUGUGCUACAAAGCUUACCUGGCCAUCCGACAGCACGCCAGCCUUUUCAUCAACCUCUUCUCCCUCCUGCUGGGCUGUGGCAUGCCUGAACUGCAGAGUUUUGAUGACAUCGCUUACCUGAGGAAGACCUUGGCUUUAGAGAAGAGCCAGCAGGAGGCACUGGAGUAUUUCACCAAACAGAUGAACGACGCUCAUCAUGGAGGAUGGAGCACUAAGAUGGACUGGAUCUUCCACACCAUCAGACACAUGCCCAACGAGCACUGAUACACAACCACACACACCAUUAGAUACAGUACAGACCAAAAGUUUGGACACACCUCAUUCAAAGAGUUUUCUUUA